AUGGCUUUUGUGGUUUAUGUCUCAAAGGUAAAAGAUCAGAAAAGGUGUGAAUUUGGAAAGCAGCAGAGGAGUAUUUUUUUAGAAGGGGAUAACUUGUUUUUGGAGCAAACGUCUUGGGCUUUGCAGUGCUGAGUUCGAAUGCAGGUAGUGCUAAAGAAUUUGCUAAUUAGACUGCAGUAUUAACCGUACCUGGAAAUAAGCCCCAUUGUAUUCAAUAAGAAUGCCCCAUUGUGUUGAGUGGACAUGGUUAAGAAAGAAUGUGCUGCACCUCCAUGGUGCCUGAUGUGAGUUCUGUUCAAGAAACUUGGCUUGUGGAACUCUCACUGGCUCUCCAUAGUCGGAAGAAUAAUAGACACCAGGAGCUUUACGGACAGUUUUGUGAUACUUUUCCUUUUAAAGGUACGAAAGAGUGCCUGGCUCAAUAUGACUCUUGCAGGAUCCUUUGCUUGGCUUGGCAGGGAUAGUAUUUAAGCCUUUUGCAGCUCAGUGUGGCUGGGGAAAUUUCUGGGAGAGUGGCUGGAAGCUUUCCAAUAAUACAGGGUGAGUCUUAAAAGAGGCCCUGGUGGAACAUGUGUACUCUGUAUCCACAGGGCCUCUUUUAACAGAUUCACCCUUAUAAGAAGUUAUUACUUCCCAGUAGCUAUUUUAUGGAGAUGGGAAUUUAGUGGUGUGGAUAUGGUCCCUACACGGAAUUUGAGAAGAUAUCAGGCUUAAAUGUUUGGAUAUUGGUAGGUCAUGUGAGUUCAGUGGUUUUGAGAGUUUUUCUAAAAAGCUGGAGCAAAGUAUUUUGGGAGCAGCUCAUGCUAUUCCUAGAUGGAAGGAGGUGGGAAGAAACUGGAAUAUGACUGCAUGGUGGACAGAUGGAUGCAGUAGGGUAAUUUGGGAGCAUAAUGCAACUUCUGGGAAGGUUAGAUGUACCUUGGUAGGGGAAAAUUUAUUGGAGAACAAAUACUGUUAAGCUAUAAUUAAAAGGGUACUUAGGUGGGCUAAAAGAAAUAUGUGAAGGCAAUGUUGUGGAAACAUUUCAGUAGUUACACCAGUAGCAUUGAUAUAAAAAUGAAUGCUAUCUGGAGGAAUAUUCCAGCUUUGCUUAUUGAGAAUCAUACGUGCCCUUCUUAACUCUCAUCUCAUUUGUAAGCUACUUAUGCAGCCACACCAGUUUCCUUAGAUGCCUCCUACUUUUCUUUCUUGUUGUAAUUGUCUGUGUUUGGGGCUUCAAUAUUUCUCCUUUUAGAAACACUUAUCCAUCUUGGACUCCCUUCUCUGUAUUUUUGACCAUGGGAUCUCAUCCAGUAGCUUUUUCAGUUUUUCAAAAUUGGCCUUCUUAAAGUCCAGAGUGCAUGUCUGACUACACUCAACUUUUCCUUUCCUCUGUAUCAUGAAACCCAGAAAGAACUGAUCACUUCCUGCCAAGUUUCCCAGUACUUCCACUUUGUUGAUCAAUUCCUCCCUAUUAGUGAGGACAAGGUCUAGGAUAGAUGAUCCCCUUUUUCUUCCACCUUCCGGGAUAUGAAAUUGUCAGCAAGGCAGUGGAGAAAUUUGUCAUACCUUACAUUCUUGGCAGAGUUUGAGUUCCAGCAGAUAUCAAGGAAAUUGAAGUCUCCUAUAUCUCUACUUUUUUAGUGUUUGGUAAUCGCUCUAGGAAGGCAUCCUCCAAGUCUUUUGCCUGGCUUGGUGGUCUAUAGCAGACCCCACAGUAAGGUCACUGUUGUUUCUCUCGUCUACAAUUUUACCCAUAUACUCUCAGUCUGCUUUCCAUGAUCCAGAUUUCUUCACAAAUUUACACAUCCUAUACAUAUAAUGCUGCUACUCCUCCCUUCCUGUUUAGUCUAUUCCUUUUAAACAGGUCAAACCCCUCAAUUCCUGCAUUCCAGUCAUGGGUCUCAUCCCACCAGGUUUCAAUAAUGCCUACCAGGACAUAUUUGCCACUCUGAAUUAAAAGUUCCAAUUCAUCUUGCUUGUUUCCCAUAUUCUGUGUGGAUUUGUGUAGAGAAAACUGAAACCAUGAGCUGUUCCCUCCAGCUGCUUCCUCCUAGUAGUUUCCUACGAGAUGUCAGAAGCCAGUUAAAAAAUGACAUAAGCUAGUUACAAAAAACAAUCCAGCUUUGCUUUUGUUUACAGCCUUUAUGUUUUCUAAAAGUAUGUGUAAAAUAGUUUCCCUCAAAGUCCAGUGACCAACACAAUAACAGUGCAAUACUAUACUUUUACUUGGAAGUAUGUCCCACUGUGUUCAAUGGUUCUUACUCCAUGGGGGAUAGCAGUCCCAAACCCAGCUUGGCAACAGCGGAUUGUGACACAGUGGUGUAGCCACAGUCAUAUCCACAGCCCCAUUGCUCCCACUGGCUGGGACAGCUAAAGACCUGAUGCUGGCGUAACAAUCAGGUCCACAUCAGAGCCAAUGCCAUCAUAUGAUGCCAGUGAGGCCAGCCCAAGAUCCAGUCAAUCCUAGACUGAUUCAACCCCUCUAUGACCCGAAAGUGGCUCAUUUUGGAUUUUUUUGCAGGAAUUCCAAUGGUGGUUCUUUUGCCUACCUGCACUUCAGGCAGAAUGAAGACCACACCAGAAGAGUGACACCAGUGUCAUGUUGUGGAGGCCAGCAGAGCUGGUGUGGGCCGGCUGGAGGAAGACGUCUGCUCCAUCCAUGCCCCAUAACCCCCUAUUGUGGGGUUAGCUUGCAGGGUACAUGUGCCUAGAAUUGCACUGGUUGAUUCCUUGGAAAAGCUGAAGCUCAUUACAUUAGAUGGUUUAAAAACAGUGAGCAAGAGAGAACAGAACUUGAUAAAGUAGGGCUGAUAAUGUAGUAGAAAGAGUUGUGUAGAGGAAUAUUCUGAAAUAUUAUCGUAAAGAGUUCAUGUAAACUUUAACAGCAAUGAAUAAGAAAUUGAAAUUAUGUAUAAAAUUAUCCCCAGUUAUUUACCUUGGUCAAUAAAAGGACAAAAAUGUCCUGUUUUCUUUCUUGAGAGAUUACUACAGACUUGUAAAAAACUUGCUAUUUUUUCCAUUUCCAUUUAAGCAGUGAAGAUGAUUUGGAUCAACAAUGGAUAAAAAAGCACUCCCUCUUCCAUAUUGUUGUUCAAUAAAAUUCAGAAAUAAGAGUGCAUCUUGCGUAGGAGAAGAUCAGAUUCUGGAUAAUUGCAAACGUUAGAUCUUGGUUGUUUUCAGGUAGGAAGGCAUCUUGCUGUCAAGUUUCCUGUCAACUGAAGUGAACUGGAAUUGUUCAGAUAUAUUAUAAAUCUCAGCAGCAUUGCUGUUGGCAUGCAAAUGAUGAGAAAAGCUCUUUGUUUGCUUUUUAUAUCAACUGCUUUUAUAUAAUACUUGUCAUUGUUUGUGGAGGGGACAGAUUGAAGGGUCAGAGUGAGAACACCUUAUGAUGGAAAAACAAAGAAUGGCCAGAAUGAAAAUGUGUCAGACAAUCAAAACAACUUUACUUAACUAUUCCUAUUAGUUUCUACAGAGCACAAAGAGGCACCAUGCUUUUUGAAUCAAAUGGACAGCAAUAGCUUUUUCCAAAUUAUUCACAAAUGAACAACUCUAAUUAUACACAUAUCGUAAUGAGUUUUUCCAACCCUAGCUGUUUGACUUCCCUGGUAACCGCUGCAUUUUUAGAACACAAAAGCAGUGGAUUUUCAAUAAUGAUGCGGUAUUUAACUAUUUAGCCUGUCACAAUACAAGAGUGGGGCAUGGAAACAAGGUUGACAACUUUAUACUGAUUUUACCUUGUUUUUCUAUUUAUUGGUUUUUGUAUAUACUUAGAGAGUUUGUUGAUUCAGCAUUUUGUAAGCCAUUCUAAAUUAACAAAAUCAUUUUUUUUAAAUUAAAAAACACAGGAAGGGGCAAAAAACAAACCCAAUUGUGUUGCAGUGUCAAAAUGCCAUGGAAUGCAUCUAUUUCGGGACUCUGAUGGUAGCCUUUCCUUCAGACGAGGAUAAUGAGCUACUGACACAUAAUACAUUGCUUCUCUGGAGUUAGACCAUUAGCUUUGAGCUCAGUAUUGUCUACACAGGCUGGUAAUGCCCCUCUAAUGUUUCAGGCAAUGCCAGGGAUUGACUCUGAGACAUUCUGAAUGCAAAGCAUGUGCUUUACUGAGCUCCAGUCCUUUACCUGUUACAGGACUGUUGACAGCUAUGUACCACCAAGAUGGGAGUCUCUGGUGCUCUUGCACACAGUCCUCUGACGCGGGGCCUAGACUGUAUACUUCAGAUCAAGGGAUGUCCCACCAGAGCCAAGAAGAUGGCAGUCUAGCUAACAAGCAAGUAAUGGAGGAAAGAAGGCAUUCUGCCAAAAAAGUAGGACUCGAACCAAUGGCUUGCCAUGUUUAAGACUAAGUUUUUUAACCAAAAAAAUAGGUUUAAAAUUGGGGCUCGUCUUAUACACGGGUAGUGCUGAGGGGGUGUUUUCUUAAUUUGGAGUCCCCAAAAAUGGGGGAAAUCUUAUACAUGGGGGCGUCUUAUACACGGAAAAAUACAGUAUUUUGUUGCUGUCCAGAAACACUCCCAAUGAGCCAUGUGGGGCAGAUUUCAAACUGACUGUUUAGUAGAAAUAAGACCUAUAGGGGAGGAAGAAUUCAGUAUCCUACAAAAACAGCUGGUGGGUGUAACAAUUCUUCCAGUGCCACAGGGCCUGAUGCCCUUGGGGCGUUUUCCAGAAAGCUCCUUCUUUUGUGCUCUGCCUAGAAGCCCAACUCAAUAGUCUGGUUUUCCUCUAGGCUCUUUCACAGCACCUUUCCUUUUUAAGUCUGCUUUCAAAGAGAAAUUUGUUUGCUAUUUCAUCCAGUGUUCUUCCAAAAGCCAGCUGGCGCUGAAUGCUAAAUGGCAAAGGAACAAAGGCACAACUUCCAAAAGUAUUUGGAAAUGUUCUGGGAGCUGCUGAAGCUGUUCUUUAUAGCUUUUUAUCCGGAGGCCUGUUGGCUGUUGCUAGAUGGUCAUGUCCUUCAUGAAAAAGAUUCUCACAAAGCCUGCAGAUCUUUAUUUUUAACGCCUACCCAAACAAUUAUUUAAGUCCAUUAGCAGUAGUAUUUGGCUUAACCUACAAUUCCUCAGCCACAUAGUUGUAAUAUACUCUUUAUCAUUUAUAUAGUGUUGUAAUUGGAAUGUGGCAAGGAGAUGUACAUAAAAGGCAUAUGAUAACACCCCAAAUCAUUGUAAACAACCAAAGCAGCCUAUGAUACUACAGUCCUCCUGCUUUUAUAAAAUAAAGACUGAUAGCCAACUAAGUCACGUUCUGAGUAGACCCAUUAAAAUCAAUGGACAAAUUACUUGAGUCCAUUGAUUUCAAAAGGUCUAUCUACUCUGAGUAUGACUAGCAUUUGAUAUCACCCCAACACCCCAAAAUAGUUUGCCUUAUUUUAACUACAUUGCUAGUUAAUCUCAGGCUUUGUAAACAGGUCAGUAGGAAAAGACGGGGGCUCUCAAUCUCACCUCCUUUUCUCUCAAACACACUUUAAAGCAAACAACUCGUAAAACGAGAUACAGAUCUGCAAGUAGCAAAAGUAACUGUUCUCUCAGUUAAAACAAGCUAGCCAAAAGGUUUCACAAUGCUUCAGUAAAGAAAACAAGGAUGAUGUAACAACCUUUUCUACCCAGCUAGGCCUUGUUAUUUGCAAAUUAACAGAUAGGUAUUUAACAGAUGGGUAUUUAAUUAAUAUGGAGAUACAUUUAGUAUUUUUCAGCACCUGGAUAUAUUCAUUUUUUAUUUUUGAAAUUUAUAUAUAAUAUUUCUGCUUGAUAGGGGCUCCCUGUGUAGUUCAUGGUUUAAACUAAAUAUAGUAUUAAAAGCCAGGUUCAACAAUAAAAUCUGUUAAAGAUAGGGAUUGCUUGCUAUAGUUAAGGGAUUAGAGUUUUAGAACAGUUUUCUUCAAAAUCAUUUUUGGAACAGGAAACAUGUUUCCAUUUAUUAGCCAAUCUACUCACUUCUUGUAUUCAUCCGUUAGAUUUAUACAUUUCAGGACUCUGUAGUGAAUUAUUUCACUUGUGAUUGGUAUAUUUACAUAUUCUUGCAUAGUCUUGCAUAAUAGGCUCUAGAACAAAUUACACAUGUAAUAACAAGAAAAUUAAAAAUAAGAAGAUUUAAGCUUUCUGGCAAAUGGGCUCAAAACGGUUAUACAUUUAGGCUCUUGUUUAGUUGAGAAAACUGAACAGCUGAGCAAUUGUGAAUAGAACAAUACACAGCUGAAUGAGAAGGGGUAAGGGCAUAGGAAAAUCACCAUGAGAAAGCAUUAUUUUGCAGCAAAAGAAAAGCAUUGUUUUUAUAUUAUUGUUUCCAACAGUUUAAUUAAUUAUUUUGGUGUGUUUUUUUUCAAGACUACACAUGGAAGCACCCCCUCCUCCCCACUGAUCAACCCAAAUGAAAGAUUGUGGAAGGGCCAUAUGUUCUACAUGCUAAGGUAAACACUCCAAACAUCUCCCCCUGCAAAGAAGCAAUAACUAUGCUCUGGACUGACCCAGUCAACCCCCUCCAGCAAGUUUUUAUCAGCCUUGAUGAGCAGGCAUCCAGAGGGCAUAUGGUUGGGCAAUAACCUCCAAGCAACCACAGUUCAGCAUGAAGGCAAGUGAUUAUGUCCUCAAGAUUCUGAGGGUUCCGACACUUCUGGCCAAAUAUCAAUAGCUUCAGUAGAGGGUGCAGAGGUGACAAAGCCUUCUUUGCUGCUGUCAGUGCUACAAGAUAGGCAUGAUUACUGUAAGUGCUGGCAGCCAUGUUUGGUCAUCACUAUGAGACUUCCACUAUUUGUGCUGCCGUUGCUGUUGUACCAGCUUCAUAGUCUAAAGUUGCCAGAGAACUCAACAUGCCAUGUUGGACUCAGCAUUGGAGAAGGUCUCUUCUUGGUGAUUCCAUAGCAGGGGCGCCAUAUAGAGGAGUCAAUGGUCCCCUAAAAUUUUCAAGGAGGGGAUCCGGACCCCCUCAAUAUUCCACAAUCUGUGGUGGGCCUCCCUGGGCGUCCCCGCGGCUGUGGUGGGCCCCAGGGGGCCUACCCACGGUGGGCCUCCCAGCCUCCGCCUGAUGCGUGAUGUCGCACGUGCGCUGGGCUCCCCCACAGUUGGGUGGAACCUAGCGCCUGCGUUCCAUAGUGACAUCAGGUUCUCAGCAGAAGCACUGACCAUGACAAACAUUCCCCCCGAGCAUGCAGGAAUCCUUCCUUUUCCAUUAGUCCCUUGGGGUAGACCAUCCUGACGUAGGCAGGCCUGUACCUCUGCAGGUAGAAUCUGCUGUUGUCAUUCUAACCAGUAAACAACCAAAUCAAAGGCAUCUCUGGCUAGAUGUAUUGGGCCUAUAAUGUGUUUGGACAGCUCCAUUAAAUCCUAAGCAAGCCUAUUUGCAGUAGCAACCUGGCAUCCCCCUCAGCAGUUAUGGAUGGUCCAUACAAUUUGUUUAUAUGUUUAGUAUAAUAUGUAUAUUUUGAUACUAAGGAGGCUUCAUAAAGUGUUUUUUGUCUUAUGUCUUAAUGCCUUUGAAGAAGAGAAGAUGCCAAAAUGCACCAGGGUGACUAUUUUGUGAAAUAAAAUUUGUUUUAAGCAUAAUUUAAAGGGUUCGGUUUCUCUUCUUUUUGACUUCCAGGUUCUCUAAUGAACACAUGUUAAUUGUAUGAGAUGUGUUCCACAUGACUUCUAGGGAAUAGAGUUGUAUGUAACAUGGCAGGUUUAAAAACAAAAGCAAAUAAUUAUUACCAUAAGGAUAGAACACUAUCUCCAAUAUUUUUAUUGGCCCCUUGCCUGCUCUGGGAGUAAUUAAUCUCUUGUCAGGACUCGAGCUUGCAGUGAUUCCACAUUUUUAAUAAUAUACGGUAUUUAUUUACAUAUUUAGAUACUAUUUUUCAAUAUGAGUCUUUAUAAUACAAUUUACAAUAUCUUAAUAUGUACAGAUAUGAUUUAAAAUAAUAGUUAUUAUUAAACAAUUUAAUAAAAGCUAUAUAUAUAAUUGCAUCUUUAUUUGAAGUAACGCACAUCACCAUAUAGGGAGGGCGCUCACCGCAGAACCAUUGGGUGGCAUGAAAUGUUAUUCCUACUCAAAGUAGUCUACUCUGAGGGUAUCUAGUGUUGGAUUUCACCUGUUCAAUUAAAUCUAAAAUUAUCUAACUGCAGCAAUGCGCAUUUUAAAGAUGUGUGUCUUCUGUCAUUUUAUCAUCUGCUUCCCGAAGUGUCUUUUCAGAAGACCACUGGGUAAAACAGACAGGAUGCCACUGCUUAUCUGA
Podarcis lilfordi (Lilford's wall lizard) is the source of this 8185-nucleotide messenger RNA. The record is from the annotation of a GenBank genome assembly. Lineage: Eukaryota; Metazoa; Chordata; Lepidosauria; Squamata; Lacertidae.